This is a messenger RNA of Metarhizium album ARSEF 1941, 1572 nucleotides long. RefSeq names its product L-asparaginase. Gene Ontology annotation, molecular function: protein binding; asparaginase activity. Lineage: Eukaryota; Fungi; Ascomycota; Sordariomycetes; Hypocreales; Clavicipitaceae. Bases 1 to 1572 code for a protein of 523 amino acids. The transcript is spliced from 2 exons. The record is from RefSeq and is a predicted model, not a curated record.
AUGUCACCAUCUUCGACUCUUGACCCUCACGCGGCGGGCCUGCCCGAGUCGCGCGUCCUCGUCAUCGGCACCGGCGGCACGAUAUGCAUGCAAGAAGGCCCAGACGGACUCGCCCCCAGCGAGGGCUUCCUCGAGACCGCCAUGGCGCCUCGGCCAACCUUUAACGACAUGUCGGGACUGGACGUCAAGCUCCAAGCGUACCGAAACGGGCAGCUCACGUCGCUGGCGUCGCUGCGGACUCCGCCAACCGCGUACCGUCGCCACAUCCGCUACGCGGUGCUCGAGUUCACGCCGCUCCUCGACAGCUCGUCCAUCUCGGCGUCGGACUGGGCCAGCAUGGCGCUGUGCGUCGAGGAAAACUACCACCUCUUCGACGGGUUCGUCAUCCUCCACGGCACCGACUCGCUGGCCUACACGGCCUCGGCGCUCUCCUUCAUGAUGAGCAACCUCGGCAAGCCCGUCAUCGUGACGGGGUCGCAGGCGCCCAUCUUCGCGCUGCAGUCCGACGCCGUCGACAACCUGCUGGGCUCGCUCAUCCUGGCGGGCACCUUCGUGGUGCCCGAGGUCGGCCUCUUCUUCCACCACAAGCUGUACCGCGGCAACCGCACGACCAAGGUGUCCUCGGCCGCCUUCGAGGCCUUCGCCUCGCCCAACUGCGAGCCGCUCGCCAAGGUCGACGGGCUCGGCGUGACGGUCAACUGGCCGCUGGUCCUGCGGCCCACCAGCAUCGCCGAGUUCCGGGUCCAGAGGCACCUCGACACGGCGCACGUCGCCUGCGUCCGCGUCUUCCCCGGCAUCAAGCCCGAGAUGAUCGACGCCGUGCUGCGGCUCCCCUCGCUGCGCGGCCUCAUCCUCGAGACCUUCGGCAUGGGCAACGUCCCCGGCGGGCCCGACGGCCGCCUCACCCGCGCCGUCCGCGCCGCCGUCCAGCGCGGCGUCGUCGUCGUCAACGUCUCCCAGUGCGUGGCGGGCUUCGUGUCGCCCGUCUACGCCCCCGGCACCCACCUCGGCCGCGCCGGCGUCCUCUUCGGCCUCGACCUCACCCCCGAGGCCGCCCUCACCAAGCUCUCCUACCUGCUCGCCCUCCCGGGCCUCACGGACCGCGACCUCUCGGACCGCUUCGCCCGCUCCCUCCGCGGCGAGAUGACCGAGGUCGCCCACCCGACCUUCUCCCACCCCGAGCCGCCCCUCGACGCCGCCGCCGCCGCCGCCCGCCUCACCCCCCUCGAGUCCGCCUUCGCCGCCCUCGGCUACGCCAUUCAGAGCGGCGAGCUGCCCGUCGUCAGGCACCUGCUCCACGGCGAGGGCAGCCGCCUCCUCCGCACCGCCGACUACGCCGGCAACACCGCCUGCCACCUGGCCGCCGUCAACGGCAACACCGACAUCAUGCUCGAGCUGCUCAGCCGCGGCGCCAGCGUCCAUGAGCGCAACCGCGCCGACAACUCGCCCCUCUUCCUCGCCACCCUCUCCGGCAACGACGACUGCGCCGAGCUGCUCCGCUCCGCCGGCGCCCACCUGAGCCGGGAGGAGAUUGAGAGGGGGCCCCUCGCCAAGUACAGACACAAGACCUGA